UGCUUCCCGACUUCUGUUUGUCCACCUUUCGUGCAGAUGAAUGUCCGUGCUUCUGUGGUGGGCAGGUAUUAAGAGAAGAGUCCCAAUGCACAGCACAAGAUGCUUCCUCUCCAGGGUGGAUCUCUUCUCCAAAUCAGAACUGCUCCCCUGGUGUGCCAGAAAACCUCCGUGUUGGUCACAGCUCUUUUUGGGCUCAGCAUGUAAGGGAAACUUCACCCACGUGAUAGCCAAGAAGCACCAAAGAGGACAGAAAAGUCAGAAGAAACCAAGACAUCUUGGACCACCAGAUGGUUCCUGGCAGGAAAGGCUGGCUGAUGUUGUGACGCCACUCUGGAGGCUGAGCUAUGAAGAACAGCUCAAGAUGAAAUUUGAAGCUCAGAAGAAAAUUCUACAGAGACUAGAGUCUUACCUCAAAAUGCUCAAUGGAGUCAAUGGAACAAUAGCUGCACCCAGAUCCGAGGGGCUAUGUUGUUUUCUCCAUCCUAUUAUACCUUCUCCUGUCAUUGAUGGCUACCGAAAUAAGUCCACCUUCUCUGUGAACCGAGGUCCAGAUGGCAAUCCGAAGACUGUGGGGUACUACCUGGGAUCUUGGAGAGAGGGGAACGUCGUCUGUGUACGAUCUAACCAUCUGAAAAACAUCCCCGAGAAACACAAUCAAGUGGCACAGUACUAUGAAAUACUCCUUCAACAGUCCCCAAUGGAGCCCUGCCUUCUGUUUCAUGAAGGUGGGUACUGGCGUGAGCUCAUAGUCCGCACCAAUAGCCAAGGACAUACAAUGGCCAUCAUCACUUUCCAUCCCCAGGAAUUAACGCAGGAGGAGCUCUGUGUUCAGAAGGAGACCAUAAAGGAGUUUUUCACCAAAGGGCCAGGAGCAGUCUGUGACUUGACAUCACUUUACUUCCAGGAAAGCACCAUGACCCGUUGCAGCCAUCAGCAGUCCCCCUACCAGCUCCUAUUUGGGGAACCCCACAUCUUUGAAGAUCUCUUGGGCUUGAAGAUUCGCAUUUCUCCAGAUGCCUUUUUCCAGAUUAACACUGCUGGUGCAGAGAUGCUGUAUCGAACAGUGGGGGAGCUGAGUGGAGUGAACUCUAACACCAUCCUCCUUGACAUCUGCUGUGGAACUGGUGUGAUCGGCCUCUCUCUGGCUCCGUAUACCUCCCAGGUCCUUGGGAUUGAGUUAGUGGAGCAGGCGGUAGAGGAUGCCAGGUGGACUGCAGCCUUCAAUGGCAUCACCAACUGUGAAUUCCACACUGGUCGAGCAGAGAAGAUUUUGCCACAGCUACUAAAGUCAAAGGAAGAUGGGCAGUUAAUUGUUGCUGUAGUGAACCCAGCCCGGGCGGGACUGCAUUACCAGGUGGUUCAAGCUAUUCGAAACUGCAGGGCCAUCCGCACACUAGUUUUUGUUUCCUGCAAGCCCCAGGGUGAAACCGCAAGGAACAUCAUUGAGCUGUGCUGUCCUCCAAACUCUGCGAAGAAGCUCCUUGGGGAGCCUUUCGUCCUGAGACAAGCUGUGCCCGUGGAUCUGUUCCCCCACACCCCGCACUGCGAGCUGGUGCUCCUCUUCACCCGAUAGAUAAGCAGCCUCCUACAAGCUUGCAAGCUCUUUCUUAAGGCUGAAGUGUCGGUGACUUCCAGGUUUGGCAUAUUGCUACAUUACAGACCCUGAGAGCAUUGCUGGGGAAACCAAUCUUUGGCUCGUGAGCAGGAAGAAUCUAGUGGGCCUCUGGUCUGAGGCAGAUUUAUAACCUUAGCUCUCAGGUUCACUGGCUGUCGUGCGAGUUUGCUAGGUUGUGACCACUCGCUGGCCCUGGAUCUGGACUGUUCCUUCCUUUUGCCGUCAGCCGGCCGUGGUUCCCUGGGUCCUUGUCUAUAGUCUUGUCUCUGGCUCUGCCUGAGGUGGUAGGGUGGUCACCGUGGUAGGGUGACCAGUGAGCUUUUCUCUGAAGCUGGUCAUCAUUUCGUAUUGACUCGGGUCUCUGUAUUUGCCCAGAGAUUUUACUAGUUGUGAUCUGCAUUCAUGAGGUAGCCAAGGAUUAGAACUGGAAACAAGUCUAGCUUUUUUUAAAAAGCAGAGUAAGCUAUGACGUGACUGCAGAGCGACUGCGUGAUCUCGUUAGGGCUUCAUUCCUUUGGGUUUUCUAGGCUUUGAGGCUUCUAGAACAGUCUUUAAAAAUGUGGUUACCCCUGGGAGCAAUAGCACCAAUUAGCUCUCACCUGUGGAGGGAGAGUUGGAUGUAGUGGAGACCCUAUAAGAAAGGGGAACUUCAAAGCAGACACUGAAUCCCUAUAAUUGUGUUGUGUAGUGUAGAGACAGAAAGCUCUAGAAUCCCCUAAUGAUCCAGUAUGUGCUAUAAUAAACUGGAUAUUGAAAUUAAUAUUCUCUAGUCAUGAUUUCUUUAACUCUGGAGUUAUUCUUGGAUACUUGCCCAGCAAUUUAGAUUAUGUUUUGAAUCUUAACAGCCUAAGGACGUGUAACUUAGCAAACACCGUCUGAUUUACAAAAUGAUACAAGAUCAACUAGAGUUUUCAAUUCUUCUCAAUCCUAAAUACCUCUUGAGAAGCCUUUCUCAGAAAAAUAUGGCUCUUAAGACUACUUAUAUAGAUAUCCAUUUAAAAAAUACUAGAAAGAAGUAAUCUAAAAUGACAAAAAUUAUUAAUGGUAGUCAGAUUGACAAGUUUUAUUUCCAUUUCCCUAUUUUUCAUUUUAUAUAAAUAUUGUUAUGUAUUAUUUAUUUCCAUUUUUCUAAUUUUCAUUUUAUGUAAAUAAUAUUAUUUCUAUAACUUAAACAAUUUUAAUGUAAAGCAACCAGAGUGGGUUUUCAAAAAUGCCAAGCUCACUGUGUUUCUUCAGUGCUUGAAAUCUGUCAUUGGCUUAUUACUGCUUUUAAAAUAAACUCCCAAAUGAUUCAUUAGCCUCAAAGCCCCUUCAUAAUCUAGGCAGCCUCAUUUUUCUAUACAUCUUGAGUUCCUUUCCCUGAAAAAUACAAAUUUCUUCUGUCCUGCUCCUUUCCACAUUCUAUUUCCUCAGUUUGGAAUGCGCUUUUUCCUUCUGGCUAGCUCAUCUUUCUAUUUUUAACUUAGCUAUUUCCACAAGGAAUAUCUAAUGAAUAAAUACAGGAUUAGCUGUAGAUAAUCAACUUCUGUUAGUGUUGUAUCUUGUAAGUAAGAUGAUUUUAGAAUCAUGGUUUUGUCAUUUUUAUAAUAAAAACUUUUAAACUUAGAAGAAAGUCGAAAGAGUAGUACAAUGAACAUCAGUGUAACACAGAGAUUCAACAAAUGUUAACAUUUUGCCAUAUUUGCUUUAUCUAUGUGUGUAUCUGUUCUUCGAUAAACCAUUUUAAAGUCAGUUGUAGACACCAUGACACUUCACCUUUAAAUAUCUCAGCAACACUGUCUAAGUAUAAGGACAUUUUUCUACCUAUUAUACCAUAAGCCCAGUUAAAAAUAAUGACCAGUCCAUCACUGAUCUUUACUAACAUUAUCUAAUAUCUAGUCCAGUGCUUCCUCGUGUGAUUUGCAGACUGCUUGAUGGUUCACAGAGAUAAGGAGCUUGCACCAGAGAGUGUAUCAGUGUGCCACAUCCUUCAUUGAGAAAAUCUUGUUACCAAAAAUAUGUCAGCCGCAUUAAAUAGUGUGCUCAGUGACGUGGUUCAUUUAUAUCUGUGGGCUGGCUGAGUAGCACUGCUCUAUAUUCAGAUUUCCCCAGCGGUCCCCUGAAUGUCUUUUAUGGCCAGUUCACAUGUUGCAUUUUAGUCUUUUUAGUCUCUUUUAAUCUAGAACAGUCUCCCCACCCUUUGUUAACGGCACUGGGGCCACUUAGGAAUCUGACUGUAGUGUGCCCAACAGUACUGGUUUGCCUGGGACUCUCCUGGUUUAACACUGAUCCAGCUCUCUGUGUUUUAUUUAAUUUGCCCUCCAGGUGAUUCUGAUGCAUGUUCAAGUUUGAGAACCACUGGUUUAGAGCAACAGUUCUCAGCCUUGGUUGUGUCAACUAAAAUUAAAAACGCACAGUGCGAGA
This is a messenger RNA of Vicugna pacos (alpaca), 4018 nucleotides long. NCBI's taxonomy places the organism in Eukaryota, Metazoa, Chordata, Mammalia, Artiodactyla, Camelidae. The record is from RefSeq and is a predicted model, not a curated record.